This is a messenger RNA of Otolemur garnettii (small-eared galago), 5803 nucleotides long. It is a transcript of the gene TUT7, whose product is annotated as zinc finger CCHC-type containing 6. Gene Ontology annotation, molecular function: nucleic acid binding; RNA uridylyltransferase activity; zinc ion binding. NCBI's taxonomy places the organism in Eukaryota, Metazoa, Chordata, Mammalia, Primates, Galagidae. The coding region runs from base 238 to 4869 and encodes 1543 amino acids. The record is from RefSeq and is a predicted model, not a curated record. The transcript has 30 exons.
CCGGCCGGAAGAGCAGCCGAGGCGCUGAGCAACUCGUUGGCGCGGAGGACCUCGCCCAGAGCCAGACCCAGCGCCGGACACCGCUGAAGAACGAGGAAUGGGGAGGUUAGCUGGAGUUGUCGUUUGGUCUGAAACCUAGCCCCUUUGGCUAGAGCGGUACCUUGAUCAGGAGCCCAGCCUCAGCGUAGCCCAAGCGAUUGAAGCAGGUGCAAAGUAAGAAAAUUGAAGUCAAAGACCAUGGGAGAUGCAGCAAAACCUUAUUUUGUGAAGCGCACAAAAGACCGAGGGACUAUGGAUGAUGAUGAUUUCAGAAGGAGUCACCCCCAACAAGAUUAUUUAAUAAUGGAUGAUUAUGCUAGAGGCCAUAGCAGUAAAAUGGAAAAAGGCCUUCCAAAAAAAAAGGUAGCACCAGGGAACUAUGGGAAUACCCCAAGAAAAGGACCAUAUACUGUUUCCAGCAAUCCGUAUGCAUUUAAAAACCCAAUCUACAGUCAGCCUGCUUGGAUAAAUGACAACCACAAAGAUCAGAGUAAGAGAUGGCUAUCUGAUGAACUUACUGGUAAUUCAGACAAUUGGAGAGAAUUCAAACCUGGACCUAGAAUUCCUGUUACAAACCGACCAAGGAAAGACUCUUUUCAAGAAAGCGAAGAUGGUUAUAGAUGGCAAGACACAAGAGGCUGCAGAACUGUAAGACGACUAUUUCAUAAAGACCUAUCAAGCCUAGAAACCAUGUCAGAAAUGGAAGCAGGAAGUCCUGAAAACAAGAAGCAGAGGUCCAGACCUAGGAAGCCACGGAGAACUAGAAAUGAGGAAAAUGAGCAGGAUGGAGACUUGGAAGGCCCUGUGAUUGAUGAGUCUGUGCUUUCAACAAAGGAGCUCCUGGGCUUACAGCAGGCUGAGGAGCGAUUGAAAAGGGACUGCAUUGAAAGGCUAAAAAGGCGACCACGAAACUACCCUACAGCAAAGUACACCUGCAAACUCUGUGAUGUUUUAAUUGAAUCCAUUGCAUUUGCCCAUAAACAUAUCAAAGAGAAAAGGCACAAGAAAAACAUAAAGGAAAAGCAAGAAGAAGAAUUGCUCACUACAUUACCCCCACCAACACCCUCCCAGAUAAAUGCCAUUGGCAUUGCUAUCGACAGAGUGGUUCAGGAGUUUGGCUUGCACAAUGAGAACUUGAGACAGAGGCUAGAAAUUAAAUGUAUCAUGGAAAAAGUGUUCCAACACAAGUUACCAGAUUGUUCUCUAAGAUUAUAUGGGUCAUCCUGUAGCAGUUUGGGUUUCAGAAAUUCGGAUGUAAACAUUGACAUUCAAUUUCCAGCCAUUAUGUCUCAGCCAGAUGUCCUCUUACUUGUUCAAGAAUGUUUAAAGAACAGUGACUCUUUUAUUGAUGUUGAUGCAGAUUUCCAUGCCAGGGUGCCAGUGGUGGUGUGCAGAGAAAAGCAAAGUGGUCUUCUUUGUAAAGUGAGUGCAGGAAAUGAAAAUGCUUGUCUGACAACAAAACAUUUAACUGCCCUUGGAAAACUGGAACCAAAGCUGGUUCCUUUGGUGAUUGCAUUUAGGUACUGGGCAAAGCUUUGCAGUAUAGAUCGCCCUGAAGAAGGAGGGCUGCCACCUUAUGUGUUUGCUCUGAUGGCCAUUUUUUUCCUGCAACAGAGGAAAGAACCCCUUUUGCCUGUUUAUCUAGGAUCAUGGAUUGAAGGAUUCUCACUAAACAACUUAGGGAACUUCAACCUUAAAGAUAUUGAGAAUGACAUUGUGGUCUGGGAAUACACUAACAAUGCUGCAGGGGACACAGACACAACAAAAGAAGAGGCACCAAAAGAAAUACUGAUUAAAAGGGGACAGGUGUCAUUAAUAUUUGAUAUAAAACACCAGCCUUCAGUAUCAGUUGGGCAACUCUGGGUGGAAAUGCUGCGAUUCUAUGCUUUAGAAUUUAAUUUGGCUGACUUAGUGAUAAGUAUUCGUGUCAAAGAAUCAGUAUCUCGAGAAUCAAAGGAUUGGCCCAAAAAGCGCAUUGCCAUUGAAGAUCCCUACUCUGUUAAAAGAAAUGUUGCAAGGACUCUAAAUAACCAACCUGUGUUUGAGUAUAUACUUCAUUGUUUAAGGACAACAUACAAAUAUUUUGCUCUUCCACACAAAAUUACAAAAUCCAACCUUUCAAAGCCUCUUGGUGUAGUUACUUGUGCUUCAGAACAUUCUAAUGAAAUAGUAAAUCAUAACCCAGAUGUACAAGCAAAAGACGAUAAGCUCAAAAACUCAGUUUUAGCUCCAGGUCCUGGUGCUGCCAGUUCAAGUACCUGUAAGGUACAUCCACUUACUCUGAAAGAGACUGCUGAAAGGUAUGGAAGCCCAUCAGUGGAGGAAAUGGGAAAUAUAUAUAUCAGUGUCCACUUAGAAAACUCCAACUGUAUCCAGGCGAAGGUCAGUUGUGAUGAUUAUGAGGAUGUUAAAGUACACCAUCAAAAAGCAGGAAGUAAACAUGAGAAAGAGAAAAUUGAGAAGAGGAGCAAGCAUCCUUCAACUGUUGAUCAAGGUUUAAGCAGUAGCCGACAUGGAGAGCUGGUAAUCAGUGGCAGUACUCUUAAUAAUGAAACAGAUAGCACUUUGGAUUUAGAAGGCAUCCAGAAGCCUUCAGCUAAACAAUGUGAUGGAUUUGCAACUGUAGAUGACAAGGCUGAUGUUGAUGAAGAAAGUAUAGAAGGCACUGACGAACUGGAGGAUGCUCUAAACCACUUUGCCCCUUCAAUGCAGGGCCAGACAUCAGAAAUCAUUCACUCUGAUGAAGAGGAGGAGGAGGAGGAAGAGGAGGAGGAAGAAGAACCCAGGCUUGCCAUUAACCAAAGGGAAGAUGAAGAUGGCAUUGCUAAUGAAGAUGAGUUAGACAACACCUACACUGGAUCAGGGGAUGAGGAUGCCUUGUCUGAAGAGGAUGAUGAAGUAGGAGAGGCUGCUAAGUAUGAAAACAGGAAGGAAUGUGGAAAUCAUGUAGAUGGAGAUCUACUAAUAGAACUUAAUAAAAUAAGUCUUAAAGAAGAAAAUAUCUGUGAGGAAAAUUCACCUGUGGAUCAGUCUGAUUUCUUCUAUGAAUUUAGUAAAGUUAUCUUCACCAAAGGCAAGUCUCCUACAGUAGUGUGUAGCUUGUGCAAACGAGAGGGUCAUCUGAAGAAGGACUGUCCCGAUGACUUCAAAAGAAUCCAGCUGGAACCCUUGCCACCACUAACACCCAAGUUUUCGAAUAUCUUAGAUCAAGUUUGCAUCCAGUGUUACAAAGAUUUUUCUCCAACUAUUUCAGAAGACCAGGCUCGUGAACAUAUUCGACAAAACCUAGAAAGUUUCAUAAGACAGGACUUUCCAGGAACUAAAUUGAGCUUGUUUGGCUCCUCCAAAAAUGGAUUUGGGUUCAAACAGAGUGACCUUGACGUCUGUAUGACAAUUAAUGGACUUGAAACUGCUGAGGGGUUGGACUGUGUAAGGACUAUUGAAGAAUUGGCAAGAGUCCUCAGAAAGCAUUCAGGUCUGAGAAACAUCUUACCUAUUACAACAGCAAAGGUGCCAAUUGUGAAGUUCUUCCAUUUGAGAAGUGGUCUGGAAGUGGAUAUCAGUUUGUAUAACACAUUGGCCCUUCAUAACACAAGGCUUUUAUCUGCUUAUUCAGCCAUUGAUCCCAGAGUGAAAUAUUUGUGCUAUACCAUGAAAGUAUUUACAAAGAUGUGUGAUAUCGGUGAUGCAUCCAGAGGCAGUUUAUCAUCAUAUGCAUACACUCUUAUGGUGCUAUAUUUUCUCCAGCAGAGGAAUCCACCAGUCAUUCCUGUCCUUCAAGAGAUAUACAAAGGUGAAAAGAAACCUGAAAUAUUUGUUGAUGGCUGGAAUAUUUAUUUUUUUGAUCAAAUAGAUGAACUGCCUACCUAUUGGCCAGAAUAUGGAAAAAAUACAGAAUCUGUUGGGCAGCUAUGGCUGGGCCUUCUUCGUUUCUACACAGAGGAAUUCGAUUUUAAAGAACAUGUUAUUAGCAUCAGGAGAAAAAGUCUGCUUACAACUUUUAAGAAACAGUGGACUUCAAAAUACAUUGUUAUUGAAGAUCCUUUUGAUUUGAAUCAUAAUCUUGGAGCUGGAUUAUCAAGGAAAAUGACAAAUUUCAUAAUGAAAGCUUUCAUAAAUGGUAGAAGAGUAUUUGGUAUUCCUGUCAAAGGAUUUCCAAAGGACUACCCCUCAAAAAUGGAGUACUUUUUUGAUCCAGAUGUGCUAACUGAAGGAGAGCUAGCUCCAAAUGAUAGAUGUUGUCGAAUUUGUGGGAAAAUUGGACACUUCAUGAAGGACUGUCCUAUGAGGAGAAAAGUGAGGCGGAGGCGAGAUCAGGAAGAUGGCCUGAACCAAAGAUACCCCGAGAAUAAAGAAAAAAGAAGCAAAGAGGAGAAAGAAAUUCAAAACAAAUAUACAGAAAGGGAAGCGUCAACAAAAGAAGAUAAGCCCAUGCAAUGCACACCCCAGAAAGCCAAGCCAGUGAGGGUAGCUGUCGACCUGGGGAGGGAAAAGAUUCUCAGGCCACCAGUGGAAAAAUGGAAGAGACAAGAUGACAAAGACUUAAGAGAAAAACGUUGUUUUAUUUGCGGAAGAGAAGGGCACAUUAAAAAGGAAUGCCCACAGUUCAAAGGCUCUCCAGGUAUGACUAAAUCAGAUUAUAUAUUUGGAUCCCCUUCUUCACCUAGCCCUUUGAGACCAACUGGUACAUUUGUUCAGGCAGUGCUUUUACAUGAAGACAAAAAGAAACAAAAAACAACAGUUUUUUUGAGUCCCCAGUCAGGUAGCCUUUCCAGUAAAUACAUGACUCAGGGAAAAGCCUCAGCGAAGAGGACCCAGCAGGAAUCAUGAGGGAAGGAAAAUGCAGCACUGUAAAUGGCCACUCAGGCAUUCCUAUUGACUUGGAAAAUUAGGUUCAUUUCACAGGACACAGCAGCAUAGAUCAGGCUUCAACUUAUCAUUUAAGGGAAAUGAUUUUUUUUAAUUUAAUGAAAUUGUUAAUGAGGAAAAAAAUUUUUAAUAUAGUCUUAUCUACCACAAAUUCCCAUAGAUUUAAGGAUUUUAGUAGAAAGCCAUGAUGUAUGUAUUUAAGCCAGGUUAAAAGAAAAACUGUAACUAUGGACCAGUAUUCAAUGAAUACAGCUUCAUGGUUUUUAAUUCUUUCAAAGCACAUUAAAAAUGGCGUGCUGACAAACCCACGUAAAUUAACCCUUUUUUCCGUAUAAAUCCUUUUUUGUUUUGAAGAGGGGAAAUUAUAUUUAUUCUUGUUUACUGAAUCCUCAUGUGAAAGCAUCAAAUAUGUGUGAACUCCUACUACUGUAUUUUGAUUUAUAAGCAUUAUUUUAUUGCUCUUUGUAGAAGUGAUAACAUGAACAUGAGUACCUAUUUAUGUAGACCUUCAGUGGGUGAGCAGUGCCACUCAGAGGUCUCUGGAUUUUUCCCUCUCUUAAUUUUAAGUAAGUUGACAUAUAACUACUAUGCUCCUAAGAAUGAAGUAGUCCUGUUUGCCACUUAAAACAUUUGCAAGGAAAAAAAUGACAAAAUGAAAGUGCUUUUUACUUUUUAUGUAAUUCAGAAAUUAGGAUGGAGAACUUUUUAAAAAAAAUCCCUGAAGAUCAAAGAGGCUAUCUCUGCCAGUCACAAGUGUUGUUGGUGACAUUCUGGGUCUGACUGGAGUCCCCAUGGAACUGUUUCCCUAACUUCACAAGCCCUGCGGAAGUAGUACAUGGUCAGAACUCUGCCUCCAUUUAUCAUUUUGAAAUAAAAUCAGAAUUUCAACCUGUAA